Didymodactylos carnosus is the source of this 1191-nucleotide messenger RNA. NCBI's taxonomy places the organism in Eukaryota, Metazoa, Rotifera, Eurotatoria, Philodinida, Philodinidae. The record is from the annotation of a GenBank genome assembly.
AUGCAAACGCGCCUGGACGCGUCUGAAGACUGUUUAUCGAAAAAAACGUUCCUGAACGCUAGUGACCAUCUGAAAUGUUUUAAUGAUCAUGUUAUGAAUCCUUAUACAACAUCAAAUUAUUCUUCACCAUUGUAUCCAUUUCCAAUUGCUUUAAAUAACAAUUAUGGAACAUUUUUACAACCUCCACCAACAUCAUUACAUCCAAUAUUUCCUUUUCUGCCCACAUCUGAAAGAUUUGCAGAUUUUCUUCUUGAAACACGUCAUCCACGAAAACAACGUCGAUCACGUACAGCCUUUACCAGUCAACAAUUACAAGCGCUCGAAAGAUGUUUUGCAAAAACCCAUUAUCCCGACGUCAUGAUGAGAGAAAAAUUAGCAUUGUAUACGAAUUUACCAGAAGCAAGAGUUCAAGUUUGGUUUAAAAAUCGUCGUGCAAAAUACCGUAAAAAGCAAAAAGUCGUUGAUACAGAAAAGGGAACAAGACAAAAAUGUUGUCAAAACUCAUAUCUUCAAACAACUUCAGUAAAAAAAGGAGAAAAUCUUGCGGAUAGUAGUGAUGACGAAGAAAGUAGCGAUGAUGAAGAUGAACAAUGUUCAAGUUCGAAAGAAGAAGUAAUUGCUGAUUCAGACAACUCUAUUACUAGUUCAACAUUAGAAAAAAGAAAUGAUAAACCUGAAACAUUAGAAAAACAAAAGACUAAUAUUGAAGACAAAACAGAAUCAGAAGUUAAUGAACAUAACGAAGACUUGUUGACAACUACUACAAAUUCCAGUACAGUAUACGAUCAACAUCAACAAAAGCCACCAUCCUCUUAUGUUUCACCAUCACAAUUUGAUUUUAAUAGUUUAUCAUAUGCCUUCUCCAUUGGUCAAAAUCAUUCAGCAGCUGAAUUAACCUCACACUUUUUAAACCAAGGUCUCGGAGCUGUUUUAGGUGCGAUUGGUGGACGUGGUACUGGUGAUAUCUUUUCAAAUUUAGGGGCUCAAUUUUCAACAAUCAUUAACGCCGAACAAGAAGCUUUAAGCACUAUUGUUGGUAACCUUCAAAUAGUUGUUGGCAGUGGGUUGGAUACAUCAAAACCACAUUGGGAACAACUUCAAGAUCAAUUGAUUGGUCAUGGUUUAAAUGUAUUAAACUCACUUGGACAAACAAUCAAUGAUUUAGAUGGAACAAUCACUGGUGGCCGUUAA